Molecule: messenger RNA, 760 nt
Organism: Camellia sinensis
Lineage: Eukaryota; Viridiplantae; Streptophyta; Magnoliopsida; Ericales; Theaceae
Product: kirola
Biological process (GO): defense response
Source: RefSeq, a predicted model, not a curated record
UUUUCUUCACCACUACUACCUCCUUCCAAGUACAUUCUCAAUUGGUUUGCUAUUUACUUUUUGUGUGUAAUUUUACUAGGAAAGAGAGAUGGGUCUAAAGGGCAAAGUAGUGAGGCAACUGGAGAUUAAGUCUGAUGGGGAUGUGUUUCAUGAGGUGUUCAGUGCCAGACCACAUCACAUAUACAACAUGUCCCCUAAUCAUAUACAGAGUGUUGAGUUGCUUGAAGGCCAAUGGGGCACUCCUGGUUGUGUCAUCUUCUGGAAAUACACUCAUGAGGGAAAGCCGAAUACUUGCAAGCAAAUUAUCACAGAAUUAGAUGUGGCAAAAAGGUCAACCACAUACAAGGUUAUUGAAGGUGAUCUCUUGCAGGAGUACAAGACCUUUACCUUCAUUCUUAAGGUUGAACCAAAAGGCCAAAACAACUUGGUGACUUGGACCCUUGAAUAUGAGAAGCUUAAUGAACAAAUUGAUGCUCCAAAUAGUAUGAUGGACACUGUUAUGACUGUGUGCAAAGAUAUUGAGACCUACCAUCUCAAGUAAUAUAUAUAUAUAUAUAUAUAUGUAUUUAUGGUUAUAUAUAUGGUGUGAUGGUAAGGAGUGUUUGUGUGCCUACUGAGAAUAAAGACAAUAUGCAUCCGAUGAGAUGAGAGCUAUUGUGUAAGAUAACAACAGGGUUUGAUUCGUAUUGUCAGUAAAACUUCUACAUGUGAAAAAUAUAUAUAAUAUUUGGUUGUUUGUUGUAUGCAUAAUGCAUCUAUA